Messenger RNA from Aspergillus niger, 1965 nucleotides. RefSeq lists its product as uncharacterized. Lineage: Eukaryota; Fungi; Ascomycota; Eurotiomycetes; Eurotiales; Aspergillaceae. Gene Ontology annotation, cellular component: cytosol; peroxisomal membrane. Gene Ontology annotation, molecular function: protein binding. Gene Ontology annotation, biological process: protein import into peroxisome matrix, docking. The transcript is spliced from 2 exons. The record is from RefSeq and is a predicted model, not a curated record. The coding region runs from base 1 to 1965 and encodes 654 amino acids.
AUGUCCUUCCUUGGUGGCGCCGAGUGCUCGACGGCGGGCAAUCCGUUGACUCAGUUCACCAAGCACGUCCAAGAUGAUAAGUCCCUACAGAGAGAUCGCCUCGUGGGGCGAGGCCCAGGAGGCAUGCAAGAAGGCAUGCGGUCCCGGGGUAUGAUGGGAGGACAAGAUCAGAUGAUGGACGAAUUCGCCCAACAACCCGGCCAGAUCCCCGGUGCUCCCCCGCAACCGUUCGCUAUGGAACAGCUGCGACGCGAGCUAGAUCAGUUCCAAACCACACCUCCGAGGACGGGCUCCCCCGGCUGGGCGGCCGAGUUCGAUGCGGGCGAGCAUGCCCGGAUGGAGGCUGCGUUUGCCGGGCCCCAGGGCCCCAUGAUGAAUAAUGCGUCGGGAUUUACGCCCGCGGAGUUUGCCCGGUUCCAGCAGCAGAGUCGGGCUGGCAUGCCUCAGACGGCUAACCAUGUGGCGUCUGCCCCGUCGCCGAUGAUGGCUGGGUACCAGCGGCCCAUGGGUAUGGGAGGGUAUAUGGGCAUGGGUGGAAUGGGGAUGAUGCCGCAGACAUUUAACCCGAUGGCGAUGCAGCAGCAGCCGGCAGAGGCGACUACGCAGGACAAGGGCAAGGGACGCAUGGUGGAGCUGGACGACGAGAACUGGGAGGCACAGUUUGCCGAGAUGGAGACGGCGGAUACCCAGAAAUUGGACGAUGAGGCCAACGCAGCUGUGGAGGCAGAGCUGAAUGAUCUGGAUAGGUCAGUCCCCCAAGAUUCGGGCGAUAGUGCCUUUGAAAGCGUGUGGCAACGGGUCCAAGCUGAGACCGCAACAAACAGGAAACUGGCCGAGGGCGAGACCGACUUUAACAUUGACGACAAUCUGCAUAUGGGUGAGAUGGGCGAAUGGGACGGAUUCGAUACGCUUAACACGCGCUUCCGGAACCCUCAACUAGGCGAUUAUAUGUUCGAAGAAGAUAACGUGUUCCGGAGCGUGAGCAAUCCUUUCGAAGAGGGAGUGAAGAUCAUGCGCGAGGGUGGAAACCUCUCCCUGGCUGCCUUGGCUUUCGAGGCGGCAGUCCAGAAAGAUCCUCAACAUGUCCAGGCCUGGACCAUGCUGGGAUCGGCUCAGGCGCAGAACGAGAAGGAGCUUCCCGCCAUCAGAGCGCUGGAGCAGGCACUUAAGAUUGAUGCUAACAAUCUGGAUGCGCUGAUGGGACUGGCUGUUUCCUACACCAACGAGGGCUAUGACUCGACAUCGUACCGCACUUUGGAGCGUUGGCUGUCAGUCAAGUACCCCCAGAUUAUCAACCCUAAUGAUGUUUCAUCGGAAGCCGACUUGGGCUUUACGGACCGCCAGCUCCUGCACGACCGUGUCACCGAUCUCUUCAUCCAGGCUGCUCAGCUGUCGCCAUCUGGCGAGCAAAUGGACCCGGACGUCCAGGUCGGUCUUGGCGUUCUCUUCUACUGCGCAGAGGAGUAUGACAAGGCGGUCGAUUGCUUCUCUGCUGCGUUGGCGUCCACGGAAUCCGGAACGUCGAACCAACAGGAGCAGCUCCACCUGCUGUGGAACCGUCUGGGUGCUACGCUUGCCAACUCGGGUCGCUCCGAGGAGGCGAUCGAGGCCUACGAGCAGGCGCUGAACAUCAAUCCCAACUUCGUCCGGGCACGGUACAACCUGGGUGUGUCGUGCAUCAACAUCGGCUGCUACCCAGAAGCCGCGCAACACCUGCUGGGAGCGCUAUCGAUGCACCGGGUGGUUGAGCAGGAAGGUCGAGAGCGGGCACGUGAGAUUGUUGGGGGCGAGGGUGGCAUUGACGACGAGCAGCUGGAUCGCAUGAUUCAUGUCAGCCAGAAUCAGAGUACCAACCUGUACGACACGUUGCGGCGAGUAUUUAGCCAGAUGGGACGACGCGAUCUGGCUGAUCAGGUGGUGGCGGGGAUGGAUGUCAAUGUGUUCCGACGGGAGUUUGAGUUCUAA